AUGUCCGCAAGCGCAUCCGGGUCCUCGGCGCAGCCAAACGGAUCAGCAACGAAUCGCUCGCAUAGUCAGGGCAACCAGGACAAAAGCUUUACCCCUCAGCAGAAAGCCGAAGUGCUGCGGAUACGAAAAUGUAGUCCAACGUCCUUCUACGAAAUCUUAACCGUCACCAAGACGAGUAGCGAUGGAGAGAUCAAGAAGGCCUAUCGCAAGAUCAGUCUGUUGACGCAUCCGGAUAAGAAUGGUUAUACUGGCGCGGAUGAGGCUUUCAAGAUGGUAUCGCGAGCAUUCCAAGUGCUCUCCGAUCCAGAAAAGAAGUCCAAAUAUGAUCAGUUCGGCGGAGAUCCGGACAGUAGAUUCGGUGGUGCAAGCAGCAGUAGUGCUGCCGGCGCAUCACCUUUCAGCGGCUUCGCCCGGUCACCGGGACGAGGUCCCAUGUUUGACGAUGAGAUCUCUCCUGAAGAGUUGUUCAACCGAUUCUUCGGUGGGGGAGGGUUUGGCGGUGGCCCAUUUGAGGGCGGUUUUGGUGGACCACAGUUCGUCUUCAACAUGGGUGGCGGCCCUGGUUUCACAGUGCACCGCAUGGGCGGCGGAGUACCACGGCGACGACCACGCACUGGGCAGGAGCCACAGCAAGGCGGCCUGGGUGCUUUGACCCAGCUGCUACCUCUGCUGCUCCUGUUCAUACUCCCUAUACUGUCAUCUCUUUUCAGCGGCUCGGGAUCCUCUGGGCCUGGCUUCCGCUUCGAUGCGCCGCAACCACCCAUGACUAUGCACCGAGUUACACCACGAUUCAAGAUCGACUAUUUCGUCAAUCCGGCCGAGGUGGAUGGAUGGAAAUCAAGCAAGCUCCACGAUCUGGACAAAAAGGCAGAGCUAGAAUAUGUGUCAAUCAUGAAGUAUCAGUGCUCAGAUGAGGCAGUGCGGAAGCGGAAUGAGAUACAGGACGCGCAGGGCUUCUUCUUUACUGACGAGGCGCGGUUGAAGCGUGCAAGGGAAAGGAAGAUGCCAGCAUGUGAGAGACUGGAUGAGCUGCGUAUUGCGCGAGGGUAUUGA
Molecule: messenger RNA, 1053 nt
Organism: Cyphellophora europaea CBS 101466
Lineage: Eukaryota; Fungi; Ascomycota; Eurotiomycetes; Chaetothyriales; Cyphellophoraceae
Exons: 3
Coding region: 1-1053 (350 amino acids)
Biological process (GO): cellular response to misfolded protein
Cellular component (GO): endoplasmic reticulum membrane
Molecular function (GO): Hsp70 protein binding
Source: RefSeq, a predicted model, not a curated record